This is a messenger RNA of Oncorhynchus nerka (sockeye salmon), 605 nucleotides long. RefSeq names its product histone H2A. Bases 157 to 543 code for a protein of 128 amino acids. Gene Ontology annotation, molecular function: structural constituent of chromatin; DNA binding; protein heterodimerization activity. Gene Ontology annotation, cellular component: chromatin; nucleosome. The transcript has a single exon. Lineage: Eukaryota; Metazoa; Chordata; Actinopteri; Salmoniformes; Salmonidae. The record is from RefSeq and is a predicted model, not a curated record. Gene Ontology annotation, biological process: heterochromatin formation.
GCUUAGGGCUGACUGUCUGUCUGUCUCUCACUCCAAUUGGAUAAGGCCACACCGGUCCGGUGGCCAAUCGAUGCCUCUUGUGGCGAGGUAUAAGUAAGGCUCUCGAAGUGGCUAGCGGCUCAUUCAGACUUUCUGUGACAUACUGAAGCUACUAAUAUGAGCGGAAGAGGCAAAACCGGAGGCAAGGCCAGGGCGAAGGCAAAGACACGUUCAUCCCGUGCCGGGCUCCAGUUCCCCGUGGGCCGUGUGCACAGGCUGCUGCGCAAAGGCAACUACGCCGAGCGUGUGGGCGCUGGCGCACCAGUCUACCUGGCCGCAGUGCUCGAGUACCUGACUGCUGAGAUCCUGGAGUUGGCUGGAAACGCUGCCCGUGACAACAAGAAGACUCGUAUCAUCCCCCGUCACCUGCAGCUGGCAGUCCGUAACGACGAGGAGCUGAACAAACUGCUUGGCGGCGUGACCAUCGCUCAGGGUGGUGUUCUGCCCAACAUCCAGGCAGUGCUGCUCCCCAAGAAGACUGAGAAGGCCGUCAAAGCCAAGUAAAAUCGCUGGUGCGGCUGCAACUUGACUACUCAACCCCCAAAGGCUCUUUUAAGAGCCAACCA